Molecule: messenger RNA, 2463 nt
Organism: Gracilinanus agilis (Agile Gracile Mouse Opossum)
Lineage: Eukaryota; Metazoa; Chordata; Mammalia; Didelphimorphia; Didelphidae
Gene: MRPS14
Product: mitochondrial ribosomal protein S14
Exons: 3
Coding region: 32-418 (128 amino acids)
Biological process (GO): translation
Cellular component (GO): mitochondrial small ribosomal subunit; ribosome
Molecular function (GO): structural constituent of ribosome
Source: RefSeq, a predicted model, not a curated record
UUGCGGACUUUUGAAUCUCGCGUCCGGCAACAUGGCGGCCUCCAUGCUAUCUUCUUUCCUACGAUCCGUACGUCAGAUGGUUCCUUUGUCAGGUACAGGACAGAUACGGAGUUACUAUGUGGACUGGAGAAUGCUUCGUGAUGUAAAGAGGAGAAAGAUGGCCUUUGAAUUUGCAGAUGAAAGGCUUCGGAUCAACUCCCUCAGAAAGAACACUAUAUUGCCAAAGGAUCUCCAAGAAUUAGCCGAUCAGGAAAUUGCUUCUCUUCCCAGAGAUAGCUGCCCUGUCAGGAUACGGAAUCGUUGUGUGAUGACUUCUCGACCGCGGGGUGUGAAGAGGCGCUGGAGACUCAGCCGGAUUGUAUUCCGGCAUCUGGCUGAUCAUGGGCAGCUUUCUGGGGUCCAGAGGGCAAUGUGGUAAAUCAACUCUGGUCACAGCAAAGUCGACACUGUGCUUCAGUGUUUAGCAUUUGACUUCAAGGAAUGUGAACAGUAUCAUGAACAAACAAGCAGUAAGCAACAGCCCUGUAAGAUAACUGCUUUUCUUAAGUUUAUUUAUCAGGGAAAGUCUUAGUAUUGUAGAAAUUUGUGCAGAACAUGUCUGUAACUGGAUUGCUUUCUUGUAAUUGAACUUAAAGUUGUGACUGGCAAAGAAGAGAUUCCAAUGAGAAGAAAUAUUUGUUUUACUUUAUUUCUGCUUGGCUUAAAACAAAAGUGAGCUAAAACCCUGCUGCUUGAAAGUAUGGAGGAAGACACCUGAAUUUUGGAAGGCCUGUUAGUGGAACAUAAGCUCUCCCAGGUCCUGUUACACUGGAGUCAGGUCAGAUCAAACAACAAGCAUUUAAUAAGCCCUCAUGUACCACGUGUUUUGUUUAUGUUGGAGAUACAAAAAAGAGGAGCAGGGAAUAUUCCUUUUUUUCCCCCAAGGGCCUCAUAGUUCAGUGAGGAAAGACAAUCUGCAAAUAAGUAAAAUAUGUAUAUAUAAGAUAUAUUAGAGGUACUCUUAGAGGAAAGGCACCAAGGUUAAGAAAGACCUGGAAAAGCUUCUUAACCAAAGGUGGAAGUUUAGCUGUGACUUAAAGUCAUGGAGACAAGGAAAGACAGAUUAAGGGAAAAGAGAGAAAAGGAAAGAGUUCCAGGCAUGAGAGAUAACCAGUGAAAGUACUGGAGUUUGAGAAAUGGUGUAUCUUGUUCAAGGAACAGCAAGAAGGCCCCUAUUAUUCACUGAAUCAUAGAGUGCAACAUAAGUGAAAGACUGGAAAGAUGGGAAGGGGCUGGGUUGUAAAGGGCUUUAAGAGCCAAACAAAAGAUUUUAUAUUUAAUCUUGAAAGUGGUAAGAAACCACUGGAGUAAAUUGUGCUUCGGGAAAAUCAUUCUGGUGGUUUCAUAAGGGAUGGACUGUAAUGGGAAGAGAACUGAAUCAGGGAGAUCAAUUAGAUUAUUGCAAUAGUCCAUGCCUAGCCCUUCUGCCUUGGGACCAAUACACGAUAUUGAUUCUAAGGUGGAAGGUAAGGGUUAAAAAGAAAAGGAGCAGUAGAGCGCAAGGGAUAUUCCAGCUUCCCCACCAUGACCAGUCAAUGUUGGGGAGAAGACUCUUCUUGUAUGUGUGAUAUGCUACCAGAACAGAUGGCCAGGGGAGUUACAUCAAGAGCCAAGACUCAGAGUGAAGAAUGAAGAGCAAGAGGAAAAAACUGACAAUGAAAAUUAAUGUCUCCUAUGGAAAACUUUCCUAAGAACACAAAAGGUAACUUUAGGGUGGGUCAAAGGAUUGGGUUGAGGACGAUGGAAACGAGGGAGGUCCCCGAGAGCCCGAGAAUGAAAUCUGAACAGUUCAGAAUUACUGGAAUGAGUAAGGGAGUAACCAGUGACGCUUGGAGCCUCAGGUUAGCUAUUGUUCUUGUCUUUCUAUAAACCCUCUAUAAGAAGUCCACCCAAGUAAGGGUCUUCCAACUUUUAUCAUUAACAGACUUUGGUAUUUUGAUUUACAAAUAAUGGAAACACACCAUCAACUAAAAAGAUACUGGUGCUAAAAAGAUGUUUUCUUUGAGAAACUUGGAAUCUAUAAAAUUUGUUACAAAGCAUCACCAAUGGGAAGGUGUCUUCAAGCCCCAGAUCCUCCUAUUGUUGAACCAUAAGUAGUGUAGCAGACAAAAAUGUGAAGUUGGAUUAAGGAGAUGGGUUCAAGGCUCCACUGUUUUCUCUUAAUAUACAUUGGGGAUAGCACUUACACUACUUAGCACAAAAAAUAUUGCUGAAGAAGAGAUUUUAGAAGAUGAAAGCAGUUAAUGAAUAUGAAUAACAUUUCUGAACUACCUCAAUAUAAUCCAAUUUUAGUCAAGUUUAGAGUUGGGAUAGGUAGGUUCUUAAGACUGUGCCCAUGGUGGCAAAACUAUGGAACUCAGAGCCCUCUCUGUGGACAUGUGUUACACGUUACUAGAAAGCCAAAUAAACAUUGGUCUGUGCCGC